AAGAAGACGCUCUCCUGUUGCACUGGGAGGUUGGCCGGUGUUUUUCCACACAUGGUCACCCAUUUUAAGAGACAAAGGUCAGAAAGAAAACCUUAUAAAUAACAUUUACCGCCGUAAAUCUCGCUAUUCAACACCCCGUCUGCCGUACUACACUGAAGGGACUGAUCAGUUCUAAAGGAAUAAAAGAAAUUCAAGCCAAUACAGCAUGGCACAGAAAGAGAAGCUCCAGUGUCUGAAGGACUUCCAUAAGGACACGCUGAAACCUUCCCCAGGGAAGAGCCCGGGCACCCGGCCCGAGGACGAGGCAGAGGGGAAGCCUGUCCAGAGGGAGAAGUGGAACUCCAAGCUUGACUUUAUCCUGUCCGUCGCUGGCGGCUUCGUGGGUUUAGGGAACGUCUGGCGUUUCCCAUACCUCUGCUAUAAGAAUGGCGGAGGUGCAUUUCUCAUCCCGUACUUCAUCUUCCUCUUUGGCGGAGGUCUCCCCGUGUUUUUCCUGGAGGUGGCCCUCGGACAGUACACCUCCGAGGGUGGAAUCACCUGCUGGGAAAAACUUUGCCCCAUCUUUACUGGUAUUGGCUAUGCUUCGAUUGUGAUCGUGUCCCUCCUGAACAUCUACUACAUAGUGAUCCUGGCCUGGGGUUUGUAUUACCUGUUCCAGUGCUUCCAGCCGGAGCUGCCCUGGGCCAAGUGUAAAAACUCCUGGAACACAGACCGCUGUGUGGAGGACACCAUCCGCAAGAACAAGACCCUGAUGCUGGCCGCCAACAUCACCAACUUCACCUCGCCCGUCACCGAGUUCUGGGAACGUAACGUCCUUAGCAUAUCCAGUGGCAUCGAUGAAAUCGGGGAGGUCAAGUGGGACCUGGCUCUGUGUCUGCUGGGGGUUUGGGUCAUCUGCUUCUUCUGCAUCUGGAAGGGAGUCAAAUCCACUGGGAAGGUUGUGUACGUCACUGCUACCUUCCCCUUCGUCAUGCUGAUCAUUCUGUUGAUCCGCGGCGUCACUCUGCCAGGAGCAUCUGAAGGAAUCAAGUUCUACCUGUACCCAGACCUGCAACGUCUCAAAGACCCUGAGGUCUGGAUCGAUGCAGGCACUCAGAUCUUCUUCUCCUAUGCCAUCUGUCUGGGAGCUAUGACGUCACUGGGGAGCUACAACAAAUACAAAUACAACUGCUAUAGGGACUGUUUGCUGCUGGGAGGCCUCAACAGCGGUACCAGUUUUGUGUCUGGCUUCGCAAUAUUUUCCGUCCUGGGCUUCAUGGCACAAGAGCAAGGGGUGGACAUUGCCGAUGUGGCAGAGUCAGGUCCUGGCUUGGCCUUCAUUGCCUAUCCUAAAGCUGUGUCUAUGAUGCCGCUGCCCACCUUCUGGGCUAUCCUCUUCUUCAUCAUGCUUCUGCUACUGGGUCUCGACAGUCAGUUUGUGGAAGUGGAAGGACAGAUCACUUCCUUGGUGGAUCUGUAUCCCUCCUUCCUAAGGAAGGGUUACCGGCGGGAAAUUUUUAUAGCUAUAGUGUGCUCCAUAAGCUAUCUUCUGGGACUUACCAUGGUUACUAGGGGUGGCAUGUAUGUGUUUCAACUCUUUGACUACUAUGCAGCCAGCGGUGUGUGCCUUUUGUGGGUUGCAUUCUUUGAAUGUAUUGCUGUAGCCUGGGUUUAUGGCGUUGAUAAUUUCUAUGAUGCGAUUGAAGACAUGAUUGGCUACAGACCAAACCCCUGGAUGAAAUGGAGCUGGUCUUUUAUCACACCUCUUCUUUGUGUGGGUUGCUUCGUCUUCUCCUUGGUCAAAUACAAACCUUUGACGUACAACAAGGUUUACGAGUACCCCGACUGGUCCAUCGGUGUGGGCUGGACUCUGGCCCUGGCUUCUAUGAUCUGUAUUCCUAUGGUGGUGGUCAUCAAGAUCAUUCAGUCCGAUGGACCACUCAUAGAGAGGAUCAAGGCCGUGGCGGCUCCGCUGGGAGGUGCUAGCUCCCGUCCAGUCGACCACCGUCCCAAGGGCAUGUCUGCCGAGCUGGCCUACCCCCUGGACCCCAACGGGAACAACGGCCUGAUCAAGCCCACCCACACUAUUGUAGAAACUAUGAUGUGAGCGCUCUCUGUGAGAGGAACGAAUUCAAAAAAUUACCCGCUUUCUAUGUUAUUAUACUAUAUUAUCACUAAACUAGUUGUAGGACCAGGUUUACAUUGCUAUGUAUCUGCACUAGGAGUCUUCUUUUUGUUUUGUUUUCUACAGAGGAAGUUACGUUAUUGGUUUUCUGUUUCUGUUUUUAAUAUUUUUUUAUUAAACUAUUGUUAUUAAUAUUACUGUUAUUACAUUUGAUGUAGCUAGAAGGAAAUAUUAGAUUUCCAAGCCACUUGGAGCAGCAGAAUCGGUACAUGUUCCAUUUGUACUUCUUUCUUUCCUGUAGAACUGUAAGUGUCCGUCGCUAUUUUAGGAAUCGUAAAACAAACAAACAAAAGAGAAGAAAAUCCAUAAUACAAAGAAAGGUCCGUGUAAAACCGUAAGAACUAAACGUGUGUCAUGUUUUGAGCAGUAACAUUUGACUAUGUUAUGUUUGUAUCUAGAUCAACCUAGCCCCCUCUCUUCUCAGCUUAACUAAUGUCUAUAGUACGAUAAUAUCGUGGAGGUGGUGCCCCUUGUAUACAGUGAGAUUAGUCGAGUGUGUUUUGUCGUCGAUGUUUGUUGUAAAAUUACAGCUGAACCUGAACGUACCUCCACUAAGCUGCGUUCAGGGUCCAGAGCAUCUCAUCUACAGUUGCGGGCCACUAAAAAGUUAGGGUUUUAAAAUCCUGUACCGGUCUGCAGUUCUGUUUUUUUGACACAAACUAUUUGCUAGAAGGUACUUGAGCGCCUUGCAGCAAUUGUUCUGUCGGUGUAUAUAUAACACUGCAGCGCUACCUAACCUUUUUAGUGCCGGCAACUGUAACUUGUUCUGACUGUGGAGGUACAGACCUGCCUUCCCUGUACAGUGUUAAGUAUACAUACAUACAGUCAGUCCAACUCAAUUUUAAACUAGACUAUACUAUGCUGGUGAAGGACACUAUUGCUACAUACCAUCCAUCCCAGUGCAUAGAGUAGCUACAUCAUACGUGUUUAAAGUCCGUGAUUUAUUCUUUGCACUUAAUAAUGAAGUGAGUUUUCCUUUAUUCUUAGAGGACAUGACAUAGUGGCAAGUAAAUAAUAAUCACAAAACAUCACAAUGUAUAAAUAUCUAAAGAACCUGCCAUAAUGACUUUAUGCAUUAAUGUAAACUCCCCCAUACAGUAAAUAUUGAUCAUUUAAGGAACCAUUCAAAAUGCAAGCAGACCGCUUCUCAAUCACAUUAAUCAGAUCUUUCUAUUGAAUUUCUGCAGGCUAGGUCAAUGUACAUUCUGAUGUAAUGAUAAUAAAUAUGGUAAUUAAUUAAUAUA
Molecule: messenger RNA, 3408 nt
Organism: Coregonus clupeaformis (lake whitefish)
Lineage: Eukaryota; Metazoa; Chordata; Actinopteri; Salmoniformes; Salmonidae
Product: sodium- and chloride-dependent taurine transporter
Exons: 14
Coding region: 206-2086 (626 amino acids)
Biological process (GO): sodium ion transmembrane transport; neurotransmitter transport; taurine transmembrane transport
Cellular component (GO): plasma membrane
Molecular function (GO): taurine:sodium symporter activity
Source: RefSeq, a predicted model, not a curated record